CACGUACAGUGGGAGGGGUCUUGCUUGCGGUUGUCUUUGAACUUGGUUCACUGAUUUCAGUCAGUGAAACUGUGCUUACCGGCUAAUCCACUCCCCGACAUCACCAGCAGCAUCAACUAGUUAAACCAUGAAGAUCUGGACAUCGGAGCACAUAUUCAACCAUCCUUGGGAGACGGUGACCAAGGCUGCUAUGCAGAAGUACCCUAACCCCAUGAACCCCAGUGUGAUCGGAGUGGAUGUUUUGGACAGAGGCAUCGACAAACAGGGACGCCUCCACAGUAAAAGACUGCUCAGCACAGAGUGGGGUCUUCCAUCUAUAGUGAAAUCUAUCAUCGGUAACGCACGGACAUACACCUAUGUACAGGAGCACUCGGUUGUGGAUCCCAAAGAGAAGAUUUUCGAACUUCAGUCCACAAAUAUCACUUUCACAAACAUGGUGUCUGUCGAUGAAAGGUUAACAUACAUACCACACCCUGAGGAUCAAGAGAAAACAAUAUUGACUCAGGAGGCUAUCAUCUCUGUGAAAGGAGUCAGCCUCAGCAGUUACUUGGAGGGAGUUAUGGCCAGCACCAUCUCUGCUAACGCUGGAAAGGGCCGUGAAGCCAUGGAGUGGGUAAUCAGGCGACUGAAUGCAGAAAUCGAGGAGCUGGCAGCCACUGCACGAGGGACCAUACGCACCCCCAUGGCUGCUGCAGUCACUGAGAAAUGACACCUGCCUCUCUUUUCCAGCAGAGUCUGAGAUAAGCUGCACGCCAGUACAACCAGCCUCCCUUUAUGAUGCUCUGGUGCUGUUUUGGUGCUCUGGAAUUUUUGUAUUAUUUGAGGGUACAAUUCAUCCAUCUCUAUACUUUACUAUCUACAUUAGAUAUAUUUUUAACACUAAACUGCAACAUAAAGGGAUUCUGUGGAGUGUUUUCAGGGGAUGCUGCUUGGUAGGACCGCGGUGAUGAGAGACUUGGGGAAGAAAAGUGAGUGACACGCUCAGGGUCAAGUUUAAACACCACUGUUAUCUGUGUGUUUGGAAACAGGUAGCAUUGGCAAAGAGGUAUCAGAGGCACUGGAUGAACUGAAAACACAAGAAAAGUGCCAAAGUAGACACACAGCUUUUUGUCCAGCCUCUUAAUAGCACCUUUGCCAGCUGUGUUUUCAUCUGGCAAAGGACCUCAGAGUGCCAGCGAGUCUCCUGACAUGAACUCUGUGUUUACAGCAACAGAGUUAUAAGAAAAACAGUCAUGGUGAGAUGUGUAGACGUGACUGUGAGGAAUACUCCUGUUGAAAUAUAAUGGCAAAAAAACAACGCCUUGUUGAGGCAGGAUUCAAGUGCAACGCAUGUCAAGGGUACAUGGAAAUGGUUUCGGGUGUCAGAGUAAAUGGUUGGGUUAACACAGCUGUCGACAGUGACACGUUAAUGUAAUAUUUCACUGUCAGGUUUAUUUGUGUAAGAGAGCUGUCUCCUCAACAAAGUUUUUCUUGUGGGACCUCAGUAAUAACAAGACUCUGUACCAGGCAACGUAUGUAAGCCUGAAUAUAAUCUGUAUUUUGUUAUUAUGUGAUAACUAAUAUUGUUAUUAAGGUAUUUAAGUGAAAGGAAGGGAUCAAGAUACUUUCCAUAGUUAUAUUCUUGAAGUAGAAGACCUUCUCAAAUCCUGCGUUAGUAUAACUAAAUCGGUCUGAGGUGUGGAGAGAAAAAAAAUUCAGUUACAUAUUGUACCUGAACUCAAACAGUUUUAUCAAUACACACAAUGCUACUAUUCCUCAGUCAUAACAGUCGUCUCAGUGUUAAAGCUGAGACCUUUGCAUUGAUUUAUAUUUGUACUUUCAAAAUAAUAUAUUUUAACAAAGAAGCUGCUACACAUGCUGAGGGUGCUGAUAAUUUGUGGUUUUUUGGUAUUACUGUUUGAGAGAUUAAAUGUGGUUACAAUUUGUAUUCGAGAAGGUCUGUCUUCAUAUAACGAACAGCAGUGUGGCGAUGGUCAAAGCUUUACUUUCUUUAAUAUAUAUUUUUUUUACCUGUAACAGGAAUAUUUAUUUAGAAAAAGAGUUGCGACAUCGGUUGACCAUUGAGAAAUGUUGAUAUCACAUGCUUAGUUAAAAAUUGUAAUUUGUGCAUUUUGUGCCUCUGGUAAAAAAAAAAAAUGCAGAAUGUGGCAAUAAAAAAAAUUAUUUUAUCCUGUUUAAUAGAAGAUUUUUGCGUAGAGUACUUCUUCAAAUUACACCAGCUUAAAGAAAAAAAGGUUGCUGUUAAAAUGGAAAUCGAAUGUAUUCAGAAAAAUAAAUGUUAUGAUUUUGAGUUAGCAUUCAACAUAUGUUAUACAAUAUUUAAUGUCAUGGAGUGGAUAUUUAUCCAGAUUAGUUAUUUUCAAGUAGCAACAUGGCCCAUGUGAAAACAUGCAUAUGAAUCUGCCAAAAUAGGAGCUCGAUUGCCUUUGGGAGGUUCAGUCAAGAGAUGCUCACUAAAUGUAUGCAUUCCUAAAGUCAUUGUUAGCUCAAGGGUAUGAAAGCAUUUUUUGCAGUGCUCCUCUGUUAUUAGAGUCUGCACACACCUACAGUAGGUGUACACCAGUACAGCUGCAUUCUUCUAACAUUGGUCAUAUGAUUUUUGCUGCAUGUUUGAAAUGCAAGAGCCACAUGCUGCCACACUGUGGCCAAAUGCUAGACUUGCAAUUUCAUCUUAGUCAUGUCAUCUUAGACAAGGUAAAAUCUUACCUUGACAAAAGUUUAAAGUGUAGGGCCAGAGUUAAUUAAAUGUUUUUAACUUGAAUGGUUGAAAAUAAAGUUAUUUAAAUAAU
Molecule: messenger RNA, 2789 nt
Organism: Siniperca chuatsi (mandarin fish)
Lineage: Eukaryota; Metazoa; Chordata; Actinopteri; Centrarchiformes; Sinipercidae
Gene: prelid3b
Product: PRELI domain containing 3
Exons: 6
Coding region: 128-709 (193 amino acids)
Biological process (GO): phospholipid transport
Cellular component (GO): mitochondrial intermembrane space
Molecular function (GO): phosphatidic acid transfer activity
Source: RefSeq, a predicted model, not a curated record